This is a messenger RNA of Gaeumannomyces tritici R3-111a-1, 1683 nucleotides long. Its product is annotated as zinc-binding alcohol dehydrogenase domain-containing protein 2. Gene Ontology annotation, molecular function: oxidoreductase activity. The coding region runs from base 490 to 1533 and encodes 347 amino acids. Lineage: Eukaryota; Fungi; Ascomycota; Sordariomycetes; Magnaporthales; Magnaporthaceae. The transcript is spliced from 2 exons. The record is from RefSeq and is a predicted model, not a curated record.
CAUCAUGCAGUCCUUGUCCUGGAGAGGUGUCUUGCCUUUGGUAGCCCACUUGGCCGCCGAGCUGUUUGAAUCUGUGGCUCGCCAUGUCUCGCGCAGGUUAUGUCAUGUCUAUAGCAGAUUUGCAUGUUCGUUUUGUGCCUGAACCCGACGUGAUGCUCAACAUGGUCAAGCGUUGAGAAUAAACGCUCAGAUACUCACAACUACACCAGUCGAUAACGUGAUGAGGGGAAUCACUUGGAUGUAGAUGAAGCGAAGGACGAAUGGACAAGCGACAACACAUAUGGUGAAAAUCGAACCAAACUGUAGAAUCCAUCUCCAGGUUGGAUUGUCGAGAGAUGGACAGAUAAUAAUAGCAAGUCAUACAAGACAACGGAAAAACAUGCCGCUGUGGACCUUGGCUGUUCAUGAAGCUACCCCUCCUUUGUCGAGACAAGCCAACGUCAAGAAACAUUCCCAGCCACAAAGCACGAGUAAUCUCACACAACAGCAAUGUCUAACCUCAUGAAGGCCGUCGACAUCCGGGGCGGCAAGGGCCCGGCCUCGGCCCUCUUCAUCAACCCGCAGACCCCGCGGCCCACGCCGGGCCCGGGCCAGGCGCUGGUCAAGGUGGCCGCCUUCGGGCUCAACCGCAUGGACCUGCUGCAGCGCAACGGCAACUACCCGGUCCCGCCCCAGGCCCCCGCCACCCUCGGCGUCGAGUUCAGCGGCACCAUCGAGUCGCUCGGCCCCCCCGCCGCCGCCGGCGAUGACAACAACAACAGCGACGAUGAGCUCAAAGCCGGCGACGCCGUCUUCGGCCUGGCCUACGGCGGCGCCUACGCCGAGUACGUCGCUGUCGCCACGCGCAUGCUGCUGCGCAAGCCGCCCCACCUGACCUUUGAGCAGGCCGCCGGCGUGCCCGAGACGUGGAUUACGGCCACGCAGGCCCUCUUCAUCGUCGGCGGCAACGGCGGCUUCCAGCCCGGCCAGUCGGUGCUGUGGCACGCGGGCGCGUCGGGUGUGUCCAUCGCGGGCGCGCAGCUGGCCCGCCGCGCCGGCGCGUCCGCCGUCUACGCCACGGCCGGGUCCGACGACAAGUGCGCCUUUGCGGCGCGCGAGCUGCGCGCCGACGCCGCCUUCAACUACAAGACGCAGGACUGGGCCGCCGAGGUGCUGCGGGCCACGGCGGGGAGGGGCGUCGACCGCAUCGUCGACUUUGUGGGCGCGGACUACUUCCAGAAGAACCUGGACGCCGCCGCGCCCGAGGGCUGCGUCGUGUGCCUCGGCCUGCUGAGCGGGCCCGUCGUCAAGGACCUCAACAUGGCGCAGCUGCUUUACAAGCGCCUGCGCGUCGAGGGCAGCACCCUGAGGGCCCGCGACGUCGCGUACCAGGGCGGGCUGCGCGACAAGCUGGAGGAGUACCUGCCCGACUUUGAGUCUGGGAAGCUCAAGGUGUUUGUUGACAAGGUCUUCCCUUGGGAGCAGAUCCAGCAGGCUCAUGAGCUUCUUGAGAAAAAUGUCACUAGGGGCAAGAUCAUCUGCACCAUCUCGUGAGAUUACGCGCAUGUAAUUCUGAAAUCCAGGAUAAUGCUCUUACAUCGUAAAAGAAAACUCGCGUUGGUCAUGUCGCAAAGUGUGUUUAUCGACCAGCUGGACUAAACAAGCGAACUUGACCAAUCCACAAAAUAACCAUUAUCCACGCCA